GGAGCGGAGCGGGCCGGGCCAUGGGGCGGCGGGCGGCGGGCGCGCUGCUGCUGGCGCUGCUGCUGCACGGGCGGCUGCUCGCGGUGACCCAUGGGCUGAGGGCAUAUGAUGGCUUGUCUCUGCCCGAGGACGCGGAGACAGUCACAGCGGGCCGGGCUGGCUGGAGCUAUUCAGACCUUUCUGAUGACGAGGACUUGCUGGCUGACGAUGCCUCCGGAGACGGCCUGGGGAGCGGGGACGUGGGCAGCGGGGACUUCCAGAUGGUUUAUUUCCGAGCCCUGGUAAACUUCACUCGCUCCAUCGACUACAGCACUCGGCUGGAGAACGCUAGCUCCGAGGAGUUCCGAGAGGUGUCUGAGGCUGUGGUAGACACGCUGGAGUCAGAGUACUUGAAGAUUCCCGGAGACCAGGUUGUCAGUGUGGUGUUCAUCAAGGAGCUGGAUGGCUGGGUGUUUGUGGAGCUGGAUGUGGGCUCCGAAGGGAAUGCGGACGGGGCUCAGAUUCAGGAGGUGCUGCACACAGUCAUCUCCAGUGGCUCCAUCGCCUCCUAUAUCACCUCACCCCAGGGAUUCCAGUUCCGACGCCUGGGCACAGUGCCCCAGGUCGCAAGGGUCUGCACCGAGGCCGAGUUUGCCUGCCACAGCCACAAUGAGUGUGUGGCCCUGGAGUAUCGCUGUGACCGGAGGCCUGACUGCAGGGACAUGUCCGAUGAGCUCAACUGCGAGGAUUUGGUCCCAGAGCUCAGCUCCCUGCCACCCCCUCUGAUGGAGACGCCACUUCCACCACACUACCCGGAGGUGGCCACCAUACGGCAGCUACUAGUCACCCCCGCUCCCCAGCCUCUGUUCCCUGAACCACACAGGCCCGUGCCUUGUGGGCCCCACGAGGCUGCCUGCCACAGCGGGCACUGCAUCCCCAAAGACUACGUCUGUGAUGGGCAGGAGGACUGCAAGGAUGGCAGUGAUGAGCUGGACUGCGGCCCCACGCCCCCCUGUGAGCCCAAUGAGUUCCCCUGUGGAAAUGGGCACUGUGCCCUCAAGCUGUGGCGCUGCGAUGGCGACUUUGACUGUGAGGACCGCACCGAUGAGGCCGACUGCCCUGCCAAGCGCCCCGAGGACGUAUGCGGGCCCACGCAGUUCCGCUGUGUCUCCACGAACACGUGCAUCCCGGCCAGCUUCCACUGUGACGAGGAGAGCGACUGUCCCGACCGCAGCGAUGAGUUUGGCUGCAUGCCCCCCCAGGUGGUGACCCCUCCCCAGGAGUCGAUCCAGGCUUCCCGGGGCCAAACAGUCACCUUCACCUGUGUGGCCAUGGGCGUCCCCACCCCUAUCAUCAACUGGAGGCUGAACUGGGGCCACAUCCCCUCUCAUCCCAGGGUGACAGUGACCAGCGAAGGAGGCCGUGGCACACUGACCAUUCGCGACGUGAAGGAGGCAGACCAGGGUGCCUACACCUGUGAGGCCAUGAAUGCCCGAGGCAUGGUGUUCGGCAUCCCUGACGGGGUCCUGGAGCUCAUUCCACAGCGAGGGCCCUGCCCCGACGGACACUUCUACCUGGAGCACAGCGCCUCCUGCCUGCCCUGCUUCUGUUUUGGCGUCACCAGCGUGUGCCAGAGCAGCCAGCGCUACCGAGACCAGAUCCGGCUGCGCUUUGACCAGCCCAAUGACUUCAAGGGCGUGAACGUGACGAUGCCCGCGCAGCCCGGCAUGCCGCCCCUCUCCUCCACACAGCUGCAGAUCGACACUGCUCUGCAGGAGUUCCAGCUGGUCGACCUGUCCCGACGCUUCCUGGUCCACGACUCUUUCUGGGCUCUGCCCGAACAGUUUCUGGGCAACAAGGUGGACUCCUACGGUGGCUCCCUGCGCUACAAGGUGCGCUAUGAGCUGGCGCGUGGCACGCUGGAGCCGGUGCAGCGUCCGGACGUGGUCCUCGUGGGCGCCGGGUAUCGCCUGCUCUCCCGAGGCCACACACCCACCCAGCCCGGUGCUCUGAACCAGCGCCAAGUCCAAUUCUCUGAGGAGCACUGGGUCCAUGAGUCUGGCCAGCCAGUGCAGCGGGCAGAGCUGCUGCAGGUGCUCCAGAGCCUGGAGGCCGUGCUCAUCCAGACCGUGUACAACACCAAGAUGGCCAGCGUCGGGCUGAGUGACAUCACCAUGGAUACCACUGUCACCCAUGCCACCAGCCACGGACGUGCGCACAGUGUAGAGGAGUGCAGAUGUCCCAUUGGCUAUUCCGGCUUGUCCUGUGAGAGCUGUGAUGCCCACUUCACCCGGGUGCCUGGUGGGCCCUACCUGGGCACGUGCUCUGGCUGCAACUGCAAUGGCCAUGCCAGCUCUUGUGACCCUGUAUAUGGUCACUGCCUGAAUUGCCAGCACAACACGGAGGGGCCACAGUGCAACAAAUGCAAGGCCGGCUUCUUUGGGGAUGCCACAAAGGCCACAGCCACCGCCUGCCGGCCCUGCCCUUGCCCAUACAUCGACGCCUCCCGCAGAUUCUCAGACACCUGCUUCCUGGACACGGAUGGCCAAGCCACAUGUGACGCGUGUGCCCCGGGCUACACAGGCCGCCGCUGUGAGAGCUGUGCCCCUGGCUAUGAGGGCAACCCCAUCCAGCCGGGCGGGAAGUGCAGGCCCACCAACCAGGAGAUUGUGCGCUGUGAUGAGCGAGGCAGCCUGGGGACUUCUGGGCAGACCUGUCGCUGUAAGCUCCCAGCUCUGUGCCUGCAGAACAACGUGGUGGGGCGCCUGUGCAAUGAGUGUGUCGCUGGUUCCUUUCACCUGAGUGCCCACAACCCCGACGGCUGCCUCAAGUGCUUCUGCAUGGGCGUCAGUCGCCAGUGCACCAGCUCCACCUGGAAUCGCGCCCAGGUGCAUGGGGCCUCUGAGGAGCCCACUCAGUUCAGCCUGACCAACACCGCAGGCACCCACACCACCAGCGAGGGCAUCUCAUCACCCGUGCCUGGGGAGCUGGUCUUCUCCUCCUUCCACAACCUCCUCUCUGGCCCCUACUUCUGGAGCCUCCCUUCUCGCUUCCGGGGGGACAAGGUGACCUCCUAUGGAGGAGAGCUGCGCUUCACAGUGACCCAGCAGCCCCAGCCUGGCUCCACGCCCCUGCACAGGCAGCCAUUGGUGGUUCUGCAGGGCAAUGGCAUUGUCUUGGAGCAUCACGUCUCCCGGGAGCCUAGCCCCGGCCAGCCCAGCACCUUCACCGUGCCCUUCCGGGAGCAAGCAUGGCAGCGGCCUGACGGACAGCCGGCCACGCGGGAGCACCUGCUGAUGGCUCUGGCGGGCCUCGACACCCUCCUGAUCCAGGCAUCCUAUACCCAGCGGCCAGCUGAGAGCAGGAUCUCUGGUAUCAGCAUGGAUGUGGCCGUGCCUGAGGACACCGGCCAGGACCCUGCGCUGGAAGUAGAGCAGUGUACCUGCCCACCUGGGUACCGUGGCCCAUCCUGCCAGGACUGUGACACAGGCUACACACGCACACCCAGCGGCCUCUACCUGGGCACCUGUGAACGCUGCAGCUGCCAUGGCCACACGGAGGUGUGUGAGCCCGAAACGGGUGCCUGCCAGGGCUGCCAGCACCACACGGAGGGCCCUCGGUGUGAGCAGUGCCAGCCGGGGUACUAUGGGGACGCCCAGCGGGGGACGCCAGAGGACUGCCAGCCAUGCCCAUGCCAUGGAGCCCCUGCUGCUGGCCAGGCCACCCACACGUGCUUUCUGGACACGGACGGCCACGCCACCUGUGACGCGUGCUCCCCAGGCCACAGCGGGCGUCACUGUGAGAGGUGUGCCCCAGGUUACUAUGGCAACCCCAGCCAGGGCCAGCCAUGCCGAAGAGAUGGCCAAAUGCCAGAGCCGAUCGGCUGUGGCUGUGACCCCCAGGGCAGCAUCAGCAACCAGUGUGACGCUGCCGGCCAAUGCCAGUGCAAGGCCCAGGUGGAGGGCCUCACUUGCAGCCACUGCCGGCCCCACCACUUCCACCUGAGUGCCAGGAACCCCGAGGGCUGCCUGCCCUGCUUCUGCAUGGGUGUCACCCAGCAGUGUGCCAGCUCCACCUACACCCGCCACCUGAUCUCCACCCGCUUUGCCCCUGGGGACUUCCAAGGCUUCGCCCUGGUGAACCCACAGCGGAACAGCCGCCUGACGGGAGGCUUCACCGUGGAACCCGUGCCCGAGGGUGCCCAGCUCUCUUUUGGCAACUUCGCCCAGCUUGGCCGCGAGUCCUUCUACUGGCAGCUGCCAGAGGCGUACCAGGGAGACAAGGUGGCUGCUUAUGGCGGGAAGCUGCGCUACACCCUGUCCUACACCGCAGGUGCACAGGGCAGCCCGCUCUCUGACCCCGACGUCCAGAUCACGGGCAACAACAUCAUGCUGGUGGCCUCCCAGCCAGUGCUACAAGGCCCGGAGAGGAAGAGCUAUGAGAUCAUUUUCCGAGAGGAAUUCUGGCGCCGGCCUGACGGGCAGCCGGCCACACGCGAGCACCUCCUGAUGGCGCUGGCUGACCUGGACGAGCUCCUAGUCCGGGCCACAUUCUCCUCGAUGCCGCAGGCGGCCAGCAUCAGCGCAGUCAGCCUAGAGGUCGCCCAGCCCGGGCCCUCGGAGGGACCCCGGGCCCUGGAGGUAGAGGAGUGCCGCUGCCCCCCGGCCUACGUCGGGUCUUCCUGCCAGGACUGUGCCCCGGGCUACACGCGCACUGGGAGUGGGCUGUACCUCGGCCACUGCGAGUUGUGCGAAUGCAAUGGCCACUCGGAUGUGUGCCACCCAGAGACCGGGGCCUGCUCGCAAUGCCAACACAAUGCCGCUGGGGAGUUCUGCGAGCUGUGUGCUCCUGGCUUCUAUGGAGACGCCACAGCUGGGACACCUGAGGACUGCCAGCCCUGUGCCUGCCCACUGACCAACCCGGAGAACAUGUUCUCCCGCACCUGUGAGAGCCUGGGAGCUGGUGGGUACCGCUGCACGGCCUGUGAACCUGGGUACACUGGCCAGUACUGUGAGCAGUGUGCCCCAGGUUAUGUGGGUAACCCCAAUGUGCGGGGGGGCCGGUGCCUGCCACAGACAGACCAAGCCCCGCUGGUGGUCCAGGUGCAUCCGGCUCGGAGCAUAGUGCCCCAAGGUGGCCCCUACUCCUUGCGGUGCCAGGUCAGUGGGAGCCCACCCCACUACUUCUACUGGUCUCGUGAGGACGGGCGUCCCGUGCCCAGCAGCACCCAGCAGCGACAUCAAGGCUCCGAGCUCCACUUCCCCAGCGUCCAGCCCUCAGAUGCUGGAGUCUACAUUUGCACCUGUCGUAAUCUCCAUCAUGCCAAUAGCAGCCGGGCAGAGCUGCUGGUCACUGAGGCUCCGAGCAAGCCCAUCACAGUGACAGUGGAGGAGCAGCGCAGCCGGAGUGUGCACCCCGGAGCCGACGUCACCUUCAUCUGCACAGCCAAGAGCAAGUCUCCAGCUUACACCCUGGUGUGGACCCGCCUGCACAAUGGGAAAUUGCCGGCCCGAGCCAUGGAUUUCAACGGCAUCCUGACCAUUCGCAACGUACAGCCGAGUGACGCGGGCACCUACGUGUGCACCGGCUCCAACAUGUUCGCCAUGGACCAGGGCACAGCCACGCUGCAUGUGCAAGCUUCGGGCACCCCGUCCGCCCCUGUGGUCUCCAUCCACCCGCCGCAGCUCACGGUGCAGCCUGGGCAGGUGGCUGAGUUCCGCUGCAGUGCCACGGGGAGCCCCACGCCCACCCUCGAGUGGACAGGGGGCCCCAGUGGCCAGCUCCCCCAGAAGGCACAAAUCCAUGGUGGCAUCCUGCGCCUGCCGGCCAUCGAGCCCUCAGACCAGGGCCAGUACCUGUGCCGCGCCUCCAGCAGCGCCGGGCAGCAGGUGGCCAGGGCUGUGCUCCACGUGCAUGGGGGCAACAGGCCCAGGGUUCAGGUGAGCCCAGAGAGGACCCAGGUGCACGAGGGCCGCACCGUCAGGCUGUACUGCAGGGCCGCAGGUGUGCCCAGCGCCACCAUCACCUGGAGGAAGGAAGGGGGCAGCCUCCCCCCGCAGGCCCGGUCUGAGCGCACAGACAUCGCCACAUUGCUCAUCCCGGCCAUCACGACUGCCGAUGCCGGCUUCUACCUCUGCGUGGCCACCAGCCCCGCGGGCACAGCGCAGGCCCGGAUCCAAGUGGUCGUCCUUCCAGCCUCAGGUGCCGUCUCACCGCCAGUCAGGAUCGAGUCUUCAUCGCCUUCUGUGACCGAAGGGCAGACGCUGGACCUCAGCUGUGUGGUGGCAGGGCUGGCCUACAGCCAGGUCACGUGGUACAAGCGAGGAGGCAGCCUGCCUCCCCAUGCCCAGGUCCAUGGCUCCCGGCUGCGGCUCGCCGAGGUCUCACCAGCUGAUUCUGGAGAAUAUGUGUGCCGAGUGGAGAGCGAGUCAGGCGCCAAGGAGGCCUCUAUCAUCAUCUCUGUCCUCCACAGCACCCAUUCGGGCCCCAGCUACACCCCAGCUCCUGGCGGAGCCCCAGCUCCGGGCAGCACCCAGCCCAUCCGCAUCGAGUCCUCCUCCUCCCACGUGGCUGAAGGGCAGACGCUGGAUCUGAAGUGCGUGGUGCCCGGACAGGCCCACGCCCAGGUCAUGUGGUACAGGCGUGGAGGCAGCCUCCCUGCCCGACACCAGACCCACGGCUCGCUUCUGCGGCUGCACCAAGUGUCCCCAGCUGACUCGGGCGAGUACGUGUGCCGCGUGAUCCUUAGCUCUGGGCCCCUGGAGACCUCCGUCCUGGUCUCCAUCGAGGCCUCUGGCUCCAGCGCUGACUCCAUCCCUGCCCCAGGACCCGUCCCACCUGUCAGGAUCGAGUCCUCAUCCCCCACAGUGGCUGAGGGGCAGACCCUGGAUCUGAACUGUGUGGUGGCAGGGCAGGCCCACGCCCAGGUCACGUGGUACAAGCGUGGAGGCAGCCUCCCCGCCCGGCACCAGGUCCGCGGCUCCCGCCUGUACAUCUUCCAGGCCUCCCCAGCUGACGCGGGCGAGUAUGUCUGCAGGGCCAGCAAUGGUGUGGAGGCCUCCAUCACAGUCACAGUAACCGGGACCCAGGGGGCCAACUUCGCCUACCCUCCUGGUGGCUCCCAGCUCAUCCGCAUCGAGUCAUCUUCCUCCCAUGUGGCCGAAGGGCAGACCCUGGACCUGAACUGCGUGGUGCCCGGGCAGACCCAUGCCCAGAUCACAUGGCACAAGCGUGGAGGCAGCCUCCCUGCCCGGCAUCAGACCCACGGCUCACUGCUGAGGCUACACCAGGUGUCCCCAGCCGACUCGGGCGAGUAUGUGUGCCGCGUGGGGGGUGGCUCAGUGCCCCUGGAGGCCUCCGUCUUGGUGACCAUUGAGCCUGCAAGCUCUAUGCCUGCACUUGGGGUCACCCCCCCAGUCCGGAUCGAGUCCUCCUCCUCACAUGUGGCUGAAGGCCAGACCCUGGAUCUGAACUGCCUGGUCGCUGGGCAGGCCCAUGCCCAGAUCACGUGGCACAAGCGUGGGGGCAGCCUCCCCGCCCGGCACCAGGUGCAUGGCUCAAGGCUGCGGCUGCCCCAGGUGACUCCAGCCGACUCCGGGGAGUACGUGUGCCGCGUGGUCAGCAGCUCGGGCACCCAGGAAGCCUCAGUCCUCGUCACCAUCCAGCAGCGUCUUAGCCCCUCCCACACCCAGGGUGUGGUAUACCCCGUCCGCAUUGAGUCCUCCUCAUCCUCCCUGGCCAAUGGACAUACUCUGGACCUCAACUGUCUAGUGACCAGCCAAGCCCCCCACACUAUCACCUGGUAUAAGCGUGGAGGCAGCCUACCCAGCCGGCACCAGAUCGUGGGCUCCCGGCUGCGGAUCCCCCAGGUGACGCCAGCCGACUCGGGAGAGUACGUAUGUCACGUCAGUAAUGGUGCUGGCUCCCAGGAGACCUCACUCAUCGUCACCAUCCAGGGCAGUGGCUCCUCCCACGUGCCCAGCGUGUCCCCACCCAUCAGGAUCGAGUCCUCGUCCCCCACAGUGGUCGAAGGGCAGACCUUGGAUCUGAACUGUGUGGUCGCUGGGCAGCCCCAGGCCACCAUCACAUGGUACAAGCGUGGGGGCAGCCUUCCUGCCCGACACCAGGCCCAUGGCUCCCGCCUGCGGCUGCACCAGAUGUCUGUGGCUGACUCGGGCGAGUACGUGUGCCGGGCUAACAACAACAUCGACGCCCAGGAGGCCUCCAUCAUGGUCUCAGUCUCCCCCAGCGCCGGCAGCCCCUCCGUCCCUGGCGGUUCUGUGCCCAUCAGAAUUGAGUCGUCAUCUUCACACGUGGCUGAAGGGCAGACCCUGGAUCUGAACUGCGUGGUCCCUGGACAGGCCCAUGCCCAGGUCACGUGGCACAGGCGUGGGGGCAGCCUCCCCCCUCACCACCAGGCCCACGGCUCACGGCUGCGGCUACACCAGGUGUCCCCAGCUGACUCGGGCGAGUACGUGUGCCGUGUGGUGAGCAGCUCUGGCCCCCUGGAGGCCUCGGUCCUGGUCACCAUCGAGGCCUCUGGCUCUAGCGCUGUUCCUGUCCCUGCUCCAGGCGGAGUCCCACCCAUCCGCAUCGAGACCUCCUCCUCCCACGUGGCUGAAGGGCAGACCCUGGAUCUGAAGUGCGUGGUGCCUGGGCAGGCGCAUGCCCAGGUCACAUGGCACAGGCGUGGGGGCAGUCUCCCUGCCCGGCACCAGGUCCAUGGCCCCCUGCUGAGGCUGAACCAGGUGUCCCCGGCUGACUCUGGCGAGUACUCAUGCCAAGUGACCGGCAGCUCAGGCACCCUAGAGGCUUCUGUCCUGGUCACAAUUGAGGCCUCCAGCCCGCGCCCCAUUCCUGCCCCAGGACUGGCACAGCCCAUCUACAUUGAGGCCUCCUCCUCCCACGUGGCCGAAGGGCAGACCCUGGACCUGAACUGUGUGGUGCCUCGGCAGCCUCACGCCCAGGUCACGUGGCACAAGCGUGGGGGCAGCCUCCCUGCCCGGCACCAGACCCAUGGCUCCCGGCUGCGGCUCCACCACGUCUCCCCCGCCGACUCUGGCGAGUACGUGUGCCGUGUGGUUGGCGGCUCAGGCCCUGAGCAGGAGGCCUCCUUCACAGUCACUGUCCCACCCAGUGCGGGGUCCUCCUACCGCCUUAGGAGCCCCGUCAUCUCUAUCGAGCCGCCCAGCAGCACCGUGCAGCAGGGUCAAGACGCCAGCUUCAAGUGCCUCAUCCAUGACGGGGCAGCCCCCAUCAGCCUGGAGUGGAAGACUCGGAACCAAGAGCUGGAAGACAAUGUCCACAUCAGCCCCAAUGGCUCCAUCAUCACCAUCGUGGGUACCCGGCCCAGCAACCAUGGUGCCUACCGCUGCGUGGCCUCCAAUGCCUAUGGCGUGGCCCAGAGUGUCGUGAACCUCAGUGUGCAUGGGCCCCCUACGGUGUCUGUGCUUCCUGAGGGCCCCGUGUGGGUGAAAGUGGGAAAGGCAGUCGCCCUGGAGUGUGUUAGUGCUGGGGAGCCCCGCUCUUCUGCUCGCUGGACCCGGAUCGGCACCCCUGCCAAGGUGGAGCAGCAGACAUAUGGGCCCGUGGACAGCCACACGGUGCUGCAGAUUUCAUCAGCUAAACCAUCAGAUGCGGGCACCUAUGUGUGCCUAGCUCAGAAUGCACUGGGCACAGCACAGAAGCGGGUGGAAGUGAUUGUGGACAUGGGCACCGUGGCCCCAGGGGCCCCCCAGGUCCAGGUUGAAGAAGCCGAGCUGACUGUGGAGGCUGGACACACGGCCACCCUGCGCUGCUCAGCCACAGGCAGCCCCACGCCCACCAUCCACUGGUCCAAGCUGCGCUCCCCACUGCCCUGGCAGCACCAGCUGGAAGGCAACACGCUGAUCAUCCCCCGGGUAGCCCAGCAGGACUCGGGCCAGUACAUCUGCAACGCCACUAGCCCUGCCGGGCACGCUGAGGCCACCAUCGCCCUGCACGUAGAGAGCCCACCGUAUGCCACCACAGUCCCGGAGCACGCUUCGGUGCAGGCAGGGGAGACGGUGCAGCUUCAGUGCCUGGCUCACGGGACACCCCCGCUCACCUUCCAGUGGAGCCGCGUGGGGGGCAGCCUCUCUGGGAGGGUGACCGCCAGGAACGAGAUGCUGCACUUUGAGCCCGCCGCCCCCGAGGACUCAGGCCGCUACCGCUGCCGGGUCACCAAUAGGGUGGGCUCGGCUGAGGCCUUCGCCCACGUGGUCGUCCAAGGCCCCUCUGGCUCUCUCCCGGCCACUGCUGUCCCAGCAGGAUCCACGCCCACCGUUCAGGUCACGCCUCAGCUGGAGACCAAGAGCAUAGGGGCCAGCGUUGAGUUCCAUUGUGCCGUGCCCAGCGACCGGGGCACCCAGCUUCGUUGGAUCAAGGAAGGGGGUCACCUGCCUCCUGGCCACAGCGUGCAGGAUGGGGUGCUCCGAAUCCAGAACUUGGACCAGAGCUGCCAAGGGACAUAUAUUUGCCAGGCCUAUGGACCAUGGGGCCAGGCCCAGGCCAGUGCCCAGCUGGUUGUCCAAGCCCUGCCCUCGGUGCUCAUCAACAUCCGGACGUCCGUGCAGACCGUGGUGGUCGGCCAUGCCGUGGAGUUCGAGUGCCUGGCGCUGGGGGACCCCAAGCCUCAGGUGACGUGGAGCAAAGUUGGAGGGCGCCUGCGGCCUGGCAUUGUCCAGAGCGGAGGCAUCGUCAGGAUCGCCCACGUGGAGCUGGCUGACGCGGGACAGUACCGCUGCACGGCCACCAACGCCGCCGGCACCACCCAGUCCCACGUGCUGCUGCUCGUGCAAGCCUUGCCCCAGAUCUCAACACCCCCCGAGGUCCAUGUGCCUGCUGGUUCUACAGCCGUCUUCCCCUGCAUGGCUUCUGGCUACCCCACUCCUGACAUCACCUGGAGCAAGCUGGAUGGUAACCUGCCCCCCGACAGCCGCCUGGAGAACAACAUGCUAGUGCUGCCCUCGGUCCGCCCCCAGGACGCGGGCACCUACGUCUGCACUGCCACGAACCGCCAGGGCAAGGUCAAAGCCUUCGCCCAGCUGCGGGUGCCAGAGCGGGUGGUGCCCUACUUCACCCAGACCCCCCACUCCUUCCUGCCGCUGCCCACCAUCAAGGAUGCCUACAGGAAGUUUGAGAUCAGGAUCACCUUCCGCCCUGACUCAGCCGAUGGCCUCCUUCUCUACUCGGGGAUGCUGCUGUACAAUGGGCAGAAGCAGAGCCCAGGGAGCCCCGCCAGCCUGGCCCACAGGCAGCCCGACUUCAUCUCCUUCGGCCUCGUGGGUGGGAGGCCCGAGUUCCGCUUUGACGCAGGCUCAGGCAUGGCCACCAUCCGCCACCCCACACCGCUGGCGCUGGGCCAGUUCCACACGGUGACCCUGCUGCGCAGCCUCACUCAGGGCUCCCUGAUUGUGGGCAGCCUGGCCCCAGUCAACGGGACCUCCCAGGGCAAGUUCCAGGGCCUGGACCUGAACGAGGAGCUCUACCUGGGCGGCUACCCUGACUACAGUGCCAUCCCCAAGGCAGGGCUGAGCAGUGGCUUCAUAGGCUGCGUCCGGGAGCUGCGCAUCCAGGGCGAGGAGAUCGUCUUCCAUGACCUCAACCUUACAGCGCACGGCAUCUCCCACUGCCCCACCUGUCGGGACCGGCCGUGCCAGAACGGGGGCCAGUGCCAGGACUCGGAGAGCAGCAGCUACGUGUGCGUCUGCCUGCCUGGCUUCACCGGGAGCCGCUGUGAACACUCGCAGGCCCUGCACUGCCACCCAGAUCGUGGCUGCCAUCCCUGCCACCCUAAUACUCACGCUGCCUCCCAUCUCUGCUGCCCAGAGGCCUGUGGGCCCGACGCCACCUGUGUGAACCGGCCCGACGGCCGAGGCUACACCUGCCGCUGCCACCUGGGCCGCUCGGGGAUAAGGUGUGAGGAAGGUGUGACGGUGACCACCCCCUCCAUGUCGGGCACCGGCUCCUACCUGGCACUGCCCGCCCUCACCAACACACACCAUGAGCUACGCCUGGAUGUCGAGUUCAAGCCACUGGCGCCCGACGGAGUCCUGCUGUUCAGUGGGGGGAAGAGCGGGCCUGUGGAGGACUUCGUGUCCCUGGCGAUGGUUGGUGGCCACCUGGAGUUCCGCUACGAGCUGGGGUCAGGGCUGGCCGUGCUGCGCAGCGCCGAGCCGCUGGCCCUGGGCCGCUGGCACCGCGUGUCCGCGGAGCGCCUCAACAAGGACGGCAGCCUGCGCGUGAACGGCGGGCGCCCCGUGCUGCGCUCCUCGCCCGGCAAGAGCCAGGGCCUCAACCUCGACACCCUCCUCUACCUCGGCGGCGUGGAGCCCUCCGUGUCGCUGCCCCCGGCCGCCAACGCAAGCGCUCCCUUCCGCGGCUGCGUGGGAGAGGUGUCAGUGAACGGAAAGCGGUUGGACCUCACCUACAGCUUCCUGGGCAGCCGGGGCAUCGGGCAGUGCUACGACAGCUCCCCGUGCGAGCCCCAGCCUUGCCAGCACGGCGCCACAUGCAUGCCCGCUGGAGAGUAUGAGUUCCAGUGCCUGUGUCAAGAUGGCUUCAAAGGAGACCUCUGUGAGCACGAAGAGAACCCCUGCCAGCUCCGGGAGCCCUGUCUGCAUGGGGGCACCUGCCGGGGCACCCACUGCCUCUGUCCCCCCGGCUUCUCUGGCCCACGCUGCCAACAAGGCUCUGGACAUGGCACAGCGGAGUCCGAUUGGCAUCUUGAAGGCAGCGGGGGCAAUGAUGCCCCUGGGCAGUACGCAGCCUAUUUCCAUGAUGACGGCUUCCUAGCUCUCCCCGGCCAUGUCCUCUCCAGGAGCCUGCCCGAAGUUCCCGAGACCAUCGAGCUGGAGGUUCGGACCAGCACGGCCAGUGGCCUCCUGCUCUGGCAGGGCGUGGAGGUGGGAGAGGCCAGCCGAGGCAAGGACUUCAUCAGUCUCGGGCUUCAGGACGGGCACCUUGUCUUCAGCUACCAGCUGGGCAGUGGGGAGGCCCGUCUUGUCUCCGAGGACCCCAUCAAUGACGGCGAGUGGCAUCGGGUGACGGCACUGCGAGAGGGCCGGAGAGGCUCCAUCCAGGUGGACGGCGAGGAGCUGGUCAGCGGGCAGUCCCCAGGCCCUAACGUGGCAGUCAACACCAAGGGCAGCAUCUACAUCGGCGGAGCCCCCGACGUGGCCACGCUGACUGGGGGCAGGUUCUCCUCGGGCAUCACGGGCUGUAUCAAGAACCUGGUGCUGCACUCGGCCCGGCCCGGCGCCCCGCCCCCACAGCCCCUGGACCUGCAGCACCGCGCCCAGGCAGGGGCCAACACGCGCCCCUGCCCCUCAUAGGCAGCCGCCUGCCCCACACGGACUCCCGGGCAGCGCCCCAGCCCCACAACGUCGAGUAUAUUAUUAUUAAUAUUAUUAUUAUGACUAUUUUGUAAGAAACUGAGGCGAUGCCACGCUUUGCUGCUACUGCCCUGGGCUGGACUGGAGGGUAGGCACGCCACCCCCCACACACAGACACACCUGGGCAAAGCCGCAGGCUGGCGGGCAGGGCAGGUGAGAUGGGAGCAGCGCCUCAGAGGGCCACCAGGACCCAGGAGAAGGUCUGGCACGGUGGCUGAGUGGGCUCAGAACUGCCCCCACCAGUCAAGCCCCCGAGGUGGAGCUGGGUUGUCCAGUCGAGCAGCUCCUGGGCAGCCCUCGUUCCCACGGGAGUCACCCUCAGCUUCCAGCCUGGGGCCCCAGCAGCUCCCUGGAGCAGGAGGCCUGUGAUGGCCUUUGUCAGCAUCCUCUGGGUUGGGAAAGCUCUUUAGUGCCAACUGUGGAGCAAAAGGCAGCUCACCCCUGGGCAGGCAGUCCCCACCCCUGCCGGCCCCUGUCCCAGCCCCCUCUGCCUCUCCAACGGGUCACCUUCCCCUGGCAGCCACCCCCUCCCACCAAGCCCUCCUGGCCUGCACCUCCCCCACCCAACACGAGCCCAGGGCCCCCCCCCUCAGGGGCUGCAAGGGAAACCAUCCCAACUCUGAGCAGGAGCUGCCCAGGCAGAGCCCAGCACUGAGGGUCUCCCCGCCAGCACCAGGCCGCAUCCCCCCACCGAUCUGGAAGUGAAGGCCCAGGGGACAUGGGGGGAGGAGGGCAUUGGUGGUCGGAAAGAGUUAGUGCCUUGGGUAGGGGAAGCCACGACUCACGACUGGGAGGGACAGGAAGGGAACAUGACAGCCCUGCCCCACCUGUGGGAGCCUGAGGGCCCAACUCGGGGCAAGCGAGCGCCCUCCCCACCAGCAGCCCCAGAUGUGGGGUCGGGAUGCCUGGCCUCUGUGUCCUAGAAGGGACCUUCCUGUGGUCUUUGUCUUGAUCUUUCUUAAUAAACGGUGCUAUCCCCGCCA
Molecule: messenger RNA, 14374 nt
Organism: Equus caballus (horse)
Lineage: Eukaryota; Metazoa; Chordata; Mammalia; Perissodactyla; Equidae
Source: RefSeq, a predicted model, not a curated record